Molecule: messenger RNA, 1338 nt
Organism: Dovyalis caffra
Lineage: Eukaryota; Viridiplantae; Streptophyta; Magnoliopsida; Malpighiales; Salicaceae
Source: the annotation of a GenBank genome assembly
AUGAUGGCUAGAGAUCAGAUCAAUGUCGAGAUUGUUACGAGAGAAGCCAUAAAACCAUCCUCUACAACCCCAAAUCACCUACGAAAUUUUAACCUUUGCCUUCUGGAUCAGCUUGCUCCUGUGGCUUAUGAACCUCUGGUUCUCUUCUACCCCAACUCCCAACGUCAACUUACCGUUGCUCACAAAUCCCAGCGGCUAAAGAGAUCACUGUCUGCAACCUUAACCCGAUUCUACCCACUUGCCGGCAAGAUCAAAGAUGAUGUCUCCAUCGAAUGCAACGAUUAUGGAGCUGUUUUUGUUGAAGCACUAGUCAGCUGUCUUCUCUCCAAGUUUCUUGAAAAGCCUGAUGCUGAGAUGAUAAGAAAAUUUAUUCCUUCUGAGAUUGAAUCAACAGAAGCGCUCACGGGUAGUCUAGUGCUUGUUCAAGCAAACUUCUUUGCCUGCGGUGGGCUGGCAAUUGGAGUUUGCAUUUCUCACAAGGUAGCUGAUCCGGUUACCUUUAGCACAUUCAUCAAGGCUUGGGCAGCUGCGGCUUUUCGGUCUGGCGGCGACACCGUGCUUCCAUUCUUCAACGCAUCAUCUGUAUUCCCACCGCAAAAUCUUUCGCUUACAAAGCCUGCAGCUGUCGAACUGAUGCACGAUAAAUGCGUUACAAAGAGACUUGUCUUUGAUGCCUCUAAGAUUGCUGCUCUUCAGGCUAAAGCUGUGAGUGAAAGCGUGACAUGUCCGACAAGAGUUGAAGCUGUGACAGCCCUGAUUUGGAAGUGCGCAAUGAACGCAUCAAGAUCGAAUUCAGAGCAUUUAAGAUUCUCUAUUCUCUCACAAUCUGUGAAUUUACGGCAGAGAAUGGUCCCUCCCUUGCCUGAACACACUGUAGGAAACCUCGUGGGUUACUUUGCUUCAUGCGCUACAGAGUGUGAGAUAGAAUUGCAAAGCUUGGUUGGUCAGCUAAGGAAAGGGUUGCAAGAUUUUGGUGAGAACUACGUUAAGAAACUUCAAGGAGAUGAGGCUUGCAUGGCUAUCUAUGAAUCUUUGCAAGUGGCAGGAAGCAUGCUUCAAGAAAGUAAUGUAGACUUUUAUGUGAGCACCAGUUUCUGCAGGUUUCCGUUUUAUGGUAUUGAUUUUGGGUGGGGAAAACCCACCUGGGUGACCAUUCCUACUGGGGCGUACAAGAAUGUGACUGCAAUUAUGGACACCAGAGAUGGCAAGGGAAUUGAGGCUUGGGUGACUUUAACCGAAGACGACAUGGCCUUUUUUGAACGUGAUCGAGAACUUCUUGCAGCUGCUUCUUUAGAUCCAAGUGCCUUACACCUCAUCACGCCCGUGUCUUCUCUUUAA